AUGGAUUGUGCAAACAUUAUAGCUUGGAAUGUGAGAGGAGCUAGAAAUAAGCUGGCUCGGGUGCAUCUGAAACAAUUGGUAAAGAAUUUUUAUCCGUACGUUUUUAUCAUUUUAGAGACUCAUUGUGCUUUCCAAAAGGUGGCUGUCUUUUGGAACAGAUUAGGUUAUACUCCUAUUCAUAUUGAAGAAGCUCAGGGGAAUAGUGGAGGUAUUUGGGUGCUCUCUGCAUGGCCCGGAGUAUCUUGCAAUAUCGUGGCAGCGAGUUUGCAAGUGGUGUGUGUUGAGUUUUCGAAUGGCGGUUUCUCUUGGGUCUGUGCAGCAAUUUAUGCAAGUCCCGUUCCUAGCAUGAGGGAAGAAGCUUGGAGUGUUUUUACAGAUUUUUCCAAAAUUUAUUCAGGUCCUUUAUUAGCUAUUGGAAAUUUUAAUGAGAUCCUUCUUUCAUCUGAGGUUAAAGGUGGGAACUUUGUCUCUCGAAGGGUAGAGCGGUUUGGAGCUCUCCUAGAUGAGUGUGGUUUGAUUGAUGUGGGAGCUCAUGGAUCUUUGUACACUUGGUUCAGACAUAUGCAGGGUAAUCGGUUCAUCUCGAAGAGGCUGGAUAGGGCUGUGGCUACUGAUGCUUGGUGUUUUCGUUUUUCGGAAAGCUAUGUGGAGAAUUUGGCGAGGAUGCAUUCUGACCACUGUCCCAUUAUGGUGCGAUGUCAAGGUAAUGAUAGAAGAGUCGGGGUAAAACCUUUUCGUUUUCAAGUAGCUUGGUCUUAUCACCCAAAUUUUUCGUCGGUGGUCAGCGGUGCUUGGGACAAGGGUAGACCCAAUCCUAUUCGUUGCCUUUCUCAGGUCAGAGAUGAUGCUUUGGCCUUUAACCGAGAUGUCUUUGGGAAUACUUUUAAAAGAAAGAGGGAAUUGGAGAGGCGUGUGACCAGUAUCCAACAGAGAAUGGAGAGAGUUGAUGCUUUAUCCCUUAUACAGGAAGAAAGGGAGUUACAGUCUGAAUAUAGUAAUCUGCUUAUGCAAGAGGAGUUGUUUUGGUAUCAAAAAUCCCGAGAGCACUGGGUCAGAUUUAGAGAUAGGAAUACUAAGUUCUUUCAUAUGCAAACCAUUAUGCGGAGGAAGCGUAACAAGGUUCAGGGGUUAUUUUUGGAGGAUGGAAGAUGGAGUACUGAUCCGCAAGAACUCGAAGAAUGUGCAAUUGGAUUUUAUAGAGAUCUUUUUUGUAAUGUGGAACAGAUAGAACUUGAUGUGAUGGGGGAUCAGGAAUUACCUUCUUUAUCUUGUGAGGCUAUUGAAAGUAUCACAAGAAAUGUUUCUAAAAAAGAGGUUAGGAAGGUGGUUAUGGGCAUGAACUCUUUUAAGGCCCCACGUGCCGAUGGUUUUCAGGCUUUUUUCUUCAAGGAAUAUUGGGAAGUGGUUGGUACAACGGGAGGGUUUAUUCCUGAAAGGGGUGCCCCAGACAAUAUCAUUAUAGCCCAGGAAGUUCUCCAUUUUAUGAAAAAAACCAAAUCAAAGAAAGGUGUUCUUGCUUUUAAAAUUGACCUAGAAAAGGCUUAUGACAGGCCAAAGAGGGGUUUGAGGCAAGGAGACCCAAUGUCUCCUUAUUUAUUUGUUAUUUGUAUGGAGAGGUUGAGUUGCCUCAUUGCUAGGCAAGUGGAGGUUGGUAGAUGGAAACCAGUGACUAUGUCUAGGGGAGGUUCUGUAAUCUCCCAUCUCCUUUUUGCAGACGACCUUAUCUUUUUUUGCAAAGCGAAGAAAUCUCAAGUGCUUCAUGUUUUGGACACUAUAGCCACCUUUUGCAGAGCAUUUGGUAUAAAGGUGAAUUUUGACAAAUCUCGUGCUAUAUGUUCUAUGAAUGUUUCUAGACAACACAAGGAUCUCUUCACUGGUAUUUCUUCUAUCCGAUUUGCUAAUUCUCUGGGAAAAUACCUUGGUGUCCCCCUCAAGCAUGGCAUAGUUACUAAAGCUGAUUUUAAUGAUGUGUUUGAUAAGCUUACUAAUAGGCUAGCAUCUUGGAAAUGUCGCUUCCUUAAUAAAGCUGGUCGGAUUUGCCUUACUAAAUCAGUUUUAUCUUCUAUACCUAUUUAUAGGAUGCAAGUAAGCCUUUUUCCAUCAGGUGUGUGCUCUAAGAUUGAUAAGUUUACUAGAAGUUUUAUUUGGUGUGGUAGUCAUAAUCACCGUGGUCUUCAUUUAGCAUCUUGGAGAGUUUUGACGACUCCGAAAAAGUUUGGAGGUCUUGCUUUGCAGGAGUCGCGGUUGGUCAAUUUUUCUUUAUUAGAAAAACUAGUUUGGCAAAUUUUGAUGAAUCAAGAGAAACUGUGGGUCAAGAUUAUGCUUCAGAAAUACCUCCAGAAUAGAAACCUAUUUGCAGUUAAAGCAAUGGGUUCUUCAUCGUAUAUAUGGAAGUCUAUUGUGCACACAGCUUCCGUAUUAAAGGAAGGGUUUGUUUGGGAAGUGGGAGCUCUUUCUAAGAAUUUCUGGUUUGACUCUUGGUUGCACUCUGGGCCAGUAGGAGCGAGGAUUGAAUUUCUUGAUAUUUGUGAGGCUGCUUUGACCAUUGAAGAUGUUUACCGUGAUGGAGUUUGGCAUUUGGAGAGGAUUUUCUCUUUUAUUCCUAGGGACUUAAGGGAAGACAUUCUUAGUUUAAAUAAGUUGAAUUGGGAUAGGAAUAUCAAUUGGCUUUGGCUUUGGAAGGCGCGGGUCCCUGAAAAGUUGAGGCUCCUAGUGUGGCUUUGCCUUCAUGAUGCUGUACCAACUCAAUAUCUGCGUUUUCGGCGACAUCUCUCCUCCUCAUCCUUAUGUACACGAUGCAAUCAACUUCCGGAGACAAUUCUUCAUUGUUUUCAGGAUUGUGAAGUGGUGCGAUCAGUUUGGGUUUCUCUAGGUUUUUCUGAUGUGUGUUUCUUUGGCUCUCACGAGGUACAUGAUUGGUUCAAGCAUGGCCUCCUCAAUGAAGGUUGUUCCAAAUUUAUAGCUAUAAUAUGGUCAAUUUGGCAAGACAAAAAUAUGGGUAAUUUUCAGGGAGUUUUUGGAUCUGAUCAUCUGAUGGGUCAAUUGCAUACAAGGCUCGCAGGUGCAUGGUGGAUUUUGAAUAUACAACUCAGAAUCGAGUGUUGCAUUCAGGGAUUAAAACCUCUGUCUUGGUCUCCGCCAGAACCUGGUGCUUGGAAGUUAAAUUGUGAUGGGAGUGUGAACUUGGGGGAUGAUUGUGCUGGUUUUGGGUGGGUAAUUCGCGAUAGCUCCAGUCAAUGGGUAAUGGGAUGCUCAGAAAAUUCCUUUGGACCUAGUGUCAUCAAGAUGGAGUUGUGGAGUAUAUGGAAAGGUUUGACUUGGGCUUGGGAGGCGGGUCUUAAGCUUGUUGUUUGUGAGACAGAUUGCGCAGCAACUUUUGAGCUAGUGACUGGUUGGCAAGUUCCACUCUGGCAUCUUGAAAAAGAAGUGAUACAACUAAUCUUUGACUUGAAGUUAAGAAGGGAUUGGGAUAUUCGUUUUGAGCUUAUCCCGAGAGAAGCUAAUGUUGUGGCAGAUCGGUUGGCAAAGAUGGGAUCUGGAGGUAGCGAAACUGAUGAGGUUCACCUUUGGCACCAGCCACUAGAGGUGGUUUGUCCUUUCUUACUGUUAAGAACCUGA
This is a messenger RNA of Arachis ipaensis, 3618 nucleotides long. NCBI's taxonomy places the organism in Eukaryota, Viridiplantae, Streptophyta, Magnoliopsida, Fabales, Fabaceae. The record is from RefSeq and is a predicted model, not a curated record.